AUGUCUAACCAUACGCUUCAGUUUUUGACUACAACGGAGACGAGUUUUGUAAAGGGUUCGUUUCCUAGAGACGGUCGCGGGCUUCGGCUGCAGCGCCGAGGGCAUCGCGCACUCUUGCGCCACCCACUGCAACCAGUCAAGGGCGCCUUAUUCUUAAAAGCAGAGGGGCUAAGUGAGACGCCCGCGUCCGGGGUGACGAACCAUAGAGUCCGUUCCGCUGCGCUGGUCGGCAGUCAACCCGGUGCACCGGACUGGAUCAAGCGUACGGCGGCGAGAGCGAUGUUGCGUGCAGUCCGCUUCAAAGACGAGGACUUCUUCAAGCCACUUAUUACAGUAUCGUGCACAUACACCAACGCGACGCCAUGUAAUGACCACAUGAUAGAGUUGGCGCGCAUCAUUGCGGACCGUAUUGAGAGCCGCGGAGGCAAACCGUUGCUGCACGGCACCCCGGUGGUCUCCGAUGGAGAGACGAUGGGCACCCCGGGCAUGCGCUACUCUCUCGUUAGCCGCGAUCUCAUUGCGGACUGUAUCGAGUGUCAGCACGAGGCCUACAUGGCAGAUGGUUUGAUCACACUCGGUGGAUGUGACAAGACGAUCCCUGGAGCAUUAAUGCCACUGCUGCGAAAUGAUUCGAUUGGUGUUUUCCUUUAUGGAGGAUCCAUUCUACCAGGUGGGCCUGAAAAAAACCUGGACGUCAUUUCUGCCUUCGAGGCCAUUGGUGCGCGCUCUGCAAACCGUAUAACUGAUGAGCAGCUCUUGGAAGUGGAAAAGCAUGCCUGCCCCGGAGCUGGGGCGUGUGCCGGCGCAUUCACAGCGAACACCAUGGCCACGAUUGCGGUUGCUCUUGGACUAGCCGUGCCAUACUCUGCUGGUCAUGUGGCAGCGACCUAUGAAGGAAGCGUUUCCGAUAACAAAAAACAAGAUUGCGUCGAUACGGUGGAUGCGCUCUUCACGUGUCUGGAGCGAGGUAUCACUGCGCGGCAGAUUGCAACACGACAAGCGUUUGAGAACGCGAUUGUUGUCGCAAUGGCCUUGGGUGGCAGCACGAAUGCCGUGCUUCACGUGCUGGCUCUCGCACAUGAAGCGCAAAUCCCGCUCACAAUUGACGACUUCCAUGAGAUUGGUUCCAGAGUUCCUCUCCUGGGGCAGUUUCGACCAUUCAGCAAGUAUGUUAUGGCAGACCUUGAUCGAAUUGGCGGGGUACCCGUGCUCAUGAAACAUCUGCUCGCACACGGCUAUUUGCAUGGCGAAUGCCUGACCUGCACGGGGAAAACACUAGCAGAGAACCUAGCACAUGUUCCAAAUGAUUUGCCGCCAAAUCAAGAUGUCAUACUUCCGGUUACUAGACCGUACGCUCCUCCUGGACGCCACAUCCUCGUUCUGAAAGGCAAUUUAGCGCCGGAAGGAGCCGUCAUUAAACUUAGCGGGAAGGAAAUUCGGCGACACCAAGGUCCCGCCAGGGUAUUCGAUUCGGAAUCUUCGGCCCUCGACGCUAUCCUGGCAGGCCAGAUUCGCAAAGGCGAUGUUUUGGUUAUUCGCUAUGAAGGCCCGGCAGGUGGCCCCGGCUGUCCGGAGAUGCUGUCACCGAGCUCAGCGCUCGUCGGCCAGGGCCUGGGCUCAGAUGUGGCGCUGGUCACCGACGGCCGCUUCAGCGGAGGGAGUCACGGGAUCAUGAUCGGACACGUCUGUCCAGAGGCAUACGUUGGCGGACCCAUCGCCUUGCUCCAGGAGGGCGACCAAGUCGUCAUCGAUAUUGAUGCCCGCUCGAUUGAUGUAGUCGGCCUCACGUCUACAGAAUGGGAUCGGCGCCGAGCCAGCUGGAAACGGAUUCAGAAGCCGGCCACUGGCCUGCUCGCUAAGUACCGCUCCCUAGUACAACCAGCCAGCCGUGGAGCAAUUACGAUCUGUCAGACUUAA
Messenger RNA from Cyanidioschyzon merolae strain 10D, 1917 nucleotides. RefSeq names its product dihydroxy-acid dehydratase. The record is from RefSeq and is a predicted model, not a curated record. The transcript has a single exon. Gene Ontology annotation, biological process: branched-chain amino acid biosynthetic process. Gene Ontology annotation, molecular function: dihydroxy-acid dehydratase activity. Bases 1 to 1917 code for a protein of 638 amino acids. NCBI's taxonomy places the organism in Eukaryota, Rhodophyta, Bangiophyceae, Cyanidiales, Cyanidiaceae.